Molecule: messenger RNA, 2008 nt
Organism: Parasteatoda tepidariorum (common house spider)
Lineage: Eukaryota; Metazoa; Arthropoda; Arachnida; Araneae; Theridiidae
Molecular function (GO): sulfuric ester hydrolase activity
Source: RefSeq, a predicted model, not a curated record
ACUGAAGAAACAGCUUUUAUUACUCAAUCAAUGAAUUAUGCGCUUUAAAUUCCGUCGGUAAACUUUAAGUUAGUUUAGUGAUAUGAAACUUUAUAACUUCGGUAAAAGGGGUCAAUUGCUUGAGGGCACAAAAGCGAACUUAUAUAUUCUCUUACAAUGCAUAACAUCUAACGCAUUUGCAACUUUUUAGAUAAGUAAUAAUGAAACAUCUAAUCAUUUUCGUAUCAUUUAUAUGUUUUGCUACUGAAGUUGUAUUUUCAAAGCAGCCACCACAUAUUAUAUUUAUUAUCAUCGACGAUUUGGGAUGGAAUGAUGUUAGCUUUCAUGGAUCAAAACAGAUACCUACACCCAAUAUUGAUGCCAUUGCACAAGAUGGGAUUAUUUUAAAUAAUUAUUACGUUCAACCAAUUUGCACACCAUCCAGAGGUGCUUUAAUGACGGGGAAAUAUCCCCUACGAUUAGGACUUCAACAUGAUGUAAUCUACGCAGAAGCACCUUGGGGUCUCUCCCCUGAAGAGAAAAUCUUACCCCAGUACCUAAAAGAACUUGGAUAUGAAACACAUGGAGUAGGAAAGUGGCAUUUAGGUUAUUUUCACGAAAGCUAUCUUCCUGUUAAUCGUGGAUUUGAUUCUUUCUUCGGAUACUGGAAUGGUAAGGAAGACCAUUUCACGCAUUGGGAAGAAGGGCAAGGAACUCAUGGAUUAGAUUUGCACGAUGAUAAUGUAAACGCUUGGAAUUACACGGGAAAAUAUUCUACAGAGUUAUUUACUGAAAAAGCUAAAACCAUAAUUCACAAUCAUGAUACUACUAAGCCAUUGUUUUUAUAUUUAGCUCAUCAAGCGGUACAUGCUGGUAACUCUUACGCCCCUCUACAAGCUCCCCAAGAAUAUGUUCAAAGGUUUUCGCAUAUCAAAGAUCCAGCACGGAGAUCUUUCGCUGGCAUGACAUCAGCAUUGGAUGAUUCAAUUGGUGAUCUUUUCGAAAAUUUGAAUAAAGCUGGAAUUCUGAGCAAUAGUGUUAUAGUAUUUACUACUGACAAUGGUGGAGCAGUACAAGGAAUUGAUGAAAGUACAGGAUCCAAUUGGCCUUUACGUGGAAGUAAAUACAACAUGUGGGAAGGUGGUGUGAGAGGUGUUGCUUUUGUAUGGAGUCCUGAAUUACGUCAAGCGAAAGAAAGAAUUUCUUCUCAUAUGAUGCAUAUCAGUGAUUGGCUUCCUACUCUUUAUUCAGUUGCAGGUGGGGAUAAAAAGAAGCUAGGAAAAAUUGAUGGCUAUAAUCAAUGGAAAGCACUCUGCUGCAGUGAUACAGGUCCUCGUCAAUCAAUUAUACAUAACAUUGAUCCAAAAUGGAAUGUUGAAUCCGUUCGUAAAGGGAAAUAUAAAUUAGUAAAAGGAAGCGUCUUUGAUGGUACCAUGGAUGGUUGGUUUGAUAAAGAGGGCAAAAGGGAAGUAAAUGUUCCUUUUACAAGUGAAGAACUCGAAGAGCAAACAAAGGUAUAUAACCAACUAUGGAAAAAAUCUAAAAUUUCCUCAAUCUUAUCCAAAAUGUAUGGAGAAACGAUAAAUGAAAACAAUAUCGCCGAUUAUUGUGUCCCUGAAACGGAGAAAUGCCAUUCAAAAUCAGCAAAAAAGUCUAAGAAUUCGGAGGACGUUAAAAGUCACAAAUCACCUUUGGAAGUACAAUGUGGUCCGAGACCUGAAAAUAGUUCAACUAAUUGUAAGCCAAUGGAAGCUGCUUGUCUUUUUGACAUCAUCGCAGACCCUUGUGAAUACAAUAAUUUAGCAGCUAUGAAACCGGAGAUUCUUAAAGAUCUAGAGGGGGAACUCGACAAAUACAGAGUUCAAGCUGCUCCUGUGAGAAAUCAGCCAAUGGAUCCAAUGUCAAAUCCAAAAUAUCACGGUUAUGCUUGGAUUCCGUGGAAAAAAUCUGCAGAUAUUCAUUAACGAUGAACAAAUUUAGUUGCAAUAAUUUAUGUACAUAUAUAUAUUAAUAAAGGAUUUAUGUUUGA